AUGCCUGGACAUAUCACAGAAUGGAGUGCACAGGAUAUAGUGGACCUCCUCAGUGAUGUACUGGAUGAGCAAGAAAAGAGUGGCAUUUUACGGCAUAACAUCAACGGUCUCGUUUUGAAGGAUUUCGGUACGUUACUGUUCCUCGUCAAGGUGCUUGGGCUCAGUAAGCGUGCGUCAUUCCAACUGCUCCUCCGCCUAAAAGACCAUUUGGGAGUCAAAUUCAUCUACCUGGACCCAGAUAAUGUUGGAGACCGAGAAAUUCGUGUUGUGGCCCCAGUGCGAGUAUCGUUCGAGGACCUCGGAAUACAUGGUGCCGGCGAUGCCGCGGAGACCGCUUGGCGAACAAGACGUCGCCAACUUUUCUUGCUAAGACGUAGCAUAUUGGGACGCUGA
Molecule: messenger RNA, 393 nt
Organism: Cooperia oncophora
Lineage: Eukaryota; Metazoa; Nematoda; Chromadorea; Rhabditida; Trichostrongylidae
Source: the annotation of a GenBank genome assembly